UCACUCCCAUAACCGCUCGCUUGGCAGCCCGGAGCGGGCGCGUCGUGUUCUACGUUUGAAUUUACGCAUUUAUAAAUCAAAAAAUUCAAAUAAGUUUUCAAUUUAAAAAGAAACAGCACAAUAUAAUAUCUCAUAGUUUAAAAAGAAAUAACUUUUAAAAGUUUUAUUCGUAAUUUAAAAGUAAUUCGAAUGAGGAAUGUUAGUUUUUCUGCUAAUAAGUAACAAAAACAACUUACUGUGCAGUGUAUCGUGUGAAAUUGUGGGUUUUUGUGUCUUUUUAAUUAUUUAGUUUGUUAAAAGUGGUUCAAAACUAUACAAGUUUUGGUGUGAAGUGCUUUUAGGACUGUGGAAGUACGUCGACAGUUGCUCAACCGGUUUUUUUCGUAAUCCCAUCCAACCAUGGUACCGAAGAAAAGAAUAUUGAGGUUGGCGCUGGCAAUACUGUUCCUGGUCAAAUCAUCAGAGCAACAUGGGUCCGGAGCCCCUCCUGGUGCCUGCGUAGACCAGCUGCCGAGACACUCCACGAUCCAACCUCAGACGACCCCCCCUCCGUACGUGAUACUGACGUCAUCACCUCAAGUGCGACAGGGAGAUAUUCUGAACGUAACAGUAGGCAGCCCCGCCGGCGCACCCGUGCCCAUAGGAGGAUUCAUACUGCAGGCCAGACAAGUUCAGAACCCAGACACGAUAAUCGGCAAGUUUAUCGCGGUGCCGGACCCACGCAGCACUCAGAUCAUCAGUUGUCGCGGCGACAACGACACAGUGACGCACUCCAACCCCGAGGAGAAACCUGCGCUCACCUUCCAGUGGAGGGCGCCAGUGGACUUCCUGGGCAGCAUAGAGUUCAGAGCAACAGUAGCCCAGGGCUACGCAACAUUCUGGAAGGGCGUGGAAUCUUCGUUGGUGGAGAUCGUAACUAACGACACAGUCAUCACCACGUCAUCUCCACUGCCCACCACCGCGAACACCACGCCUGAACCACCUGUCAUUUUGGGAGUUAGGCAAAAACCAACUGACGCGCCUUUAGACGUGAUCUACCAGGGAUGCGCGGAUACAAAACUCUGCUUUGGAGUGCCAGCAAACUGCAUCCAGACUGGCAACUGUCUGGCUGUUGUAGCAGUGUUCGUUGCUGGCGACACUUACACCUUCGAACUCCAGGGUAGUGGCAACCCGAAGUAUGUAGCUGCUGGCCUUAGCAUGGACAACAAGAUGGGAGACGAUAGCGCCAUGGAAUGUGUCAGAAUGGACAACGGAAGAAUCAGGUUGUACACCUCUUGGACCUACCCAAAGAAGGAGCCGUAUGUCAGGAGAUCAGAUUCGCCACAAGAUAUAGUGCAGUUGCAAGAAUCUUCUAUGAUUGACGGGAAGCUGUAUUGCAAGUUCCGAAGAGACACGGUCUCGACGGUCAUGGGACAGACCUUCGAUCUGGCGAAUAAUAAGUACAACUUGAUGAUCGUGUCUGGUGAUUCUAUGAAAGAUGCCGAUAGAGUAGGGUUCCACUCUCAAGCGUAUGAGUCUACAGGCGAGCCGCUAGCGUUGGCCACUGUUGGUACUGCCGGCGCCAGUUCCAAACUGCUGCUCAAACUGCACGGCUGCUUCAUGCUGACUGCCUGGCUGGGGACGGCCUCGCUGGGAAUCCUCUUGGCUAGGUACUUCAGACAGACGUGGGUGGGCAAACAAUUAGGCGGCAAGGACAUUUGGUUCGCUUACCACAGGAUCCUGAUGGUAGCGACGUGGGUUCUGACAGUGGCAGGGUUCAUCCUCAUCCUGGUGGAGGUGGGCGGCUGGUCCACCACGGGGGACAACCCUCACGCCAUCACAGGCAUCGUCACUGUCAUACUCUGCUUCAUACAGCCUAUUGGUGCUUACUUCAGACCACACCCCGGCACCAAGAAACGGCCAAUCUUCAACUGGAUGCACUGGCUUGGUGGUAACGCAGCACACAUCCUUGGAAUCGCAACAAUAUUCCUGGCAGUAUACCUGACGAAGGCCGAGCUGCCGCAAUUCAGCGUGUACAUCCUCGCAGCAUUUGUCGCCUUCCACGUCGUCAUGCACUUAGUCCUCUCGCUAACGGUAUGCGUGUCAGAGGGCCGCAUCAGCAACGGUCGCGUCAACUCGUUCCCUAUGAAGGACAUGAUGGGGCAGCCGCGACAGGCCACACAGAUUGACAGGAGCAUUGAUGCGCCGUUCUCCGGCUUCAGGAAGCUCAUGCUGUCGAUCUACGCUCCAGUUAUCGUGCUGUUCGUAAUUGCUAUGAUUUGUCUGGUUGCGUUAGCGCCUAUUAAUGACACAAUCAAUAACAUUAUGGGUGCUUAAUAAGGAUAUUUAUAUCAGUUGUUCCCAAUUAAUCAUACGCUUUAGACGUGGGCACAUACAGGGACACUCCAUAGAUGCAACUAUGUGCUGCCUUACCAAUUGCGUGCUAACGAGACAGACAGUCCCCGCGCGCUCCGCUGAUGCUUACGUCAGACUGAAGUGGAUAACAAAUCCGGAGCGGGGUGAGGUAACUCGUAUCGGUGCGGGGCGGAGUUUUGUCUACUCUUCCAUGGGUAUGCGUACUAUUAAACGGGAACAACUAGACAAGAACCACAGAUUUAUACAUUUUAUCGGUUCCGUUUCUAUGCUGAAAACAAAAUUCAACUUUUGUCUCCUUCUUUCCUGUUUUCUUCUCAUACAAAGCUUCAUGAGGCAAAUUGUUAAUACGACGUUUUAUUUACAGUCGGUCUUCUGUCGUUUCCAUAAGCACCGUUUUAGAAAAACUUAGCAGAAGACCUAUAAGAACAGCAUAGAAAUGGACCAGGGGGGUUAAAAUGGCCACAUCGAAGCAAUUCAUAUAAGAAAGCAAUAUUGCAAUUUGACAUUUGCGCAUAUAAAAGUAAGUGCGCAAUGCGAAUAACUGUCAAAUUGCAAUAUUGCUUUCUUAGAUGAAUUGCUUCGAUGUGGCCAUUUUAAUGCCCCAGUAAUGCUAUCAACUUACAACGAAUAUGGUAUUUCAACUUCUUACAAGCAUUAUAUUUUGUGGAUGUUACUCAUGAAGUGAUUAUUCAUACAAAAGUCCCGUUUCGUUUUACCAUGUUGUGCUUUAUACCACACGCGCGAGCGAGAAAAAAUUUGUUGUGAACAAAGUUGACAUAAUGUUUUAAUAUUGUUCUAUUUUUUGAAGAUCUGACUUUUAACUUUUAAUGUAUUUAAAAAUUGAUCAUAUUAUAACUAUGAUAAUGUUAACGUGCACAAUUGAAAUAGUGUUGUGUUGUACUAGUUGUAAGAAUAAAUUAUGUCAAAUGAUAUUAACAAGUCCAUUCUACAGACGCAAUAGAAAUUUUGUAAAUUAUUCUUUAUAGGUUAGUUAUUUUGUUAGAUUUUAUUUGUAAUUAUACUCUAAAUCACAUAACAAGUCCCAAUUAAUGAUAAUUACUAUGUUAAGAAUUUAUUUUUAAAUUAUUUUAAUGUAAAUAGUUAUUUGAGUAAAAUAAACAAGUUUAG
Messenger RNA from Pectinophora gossypiella (pink bollworm), 3483 nucleotides. RefSeq names its product putative ferric-chelate reductase 1 homolog. The coding region runs from base 400 to 2316 and encodes 638 amino acids. The transcript has 14 exons. NCBI's taxonomy places the organism in Eukaryota, Metazoa, Arthropoda, Insecta, Lepidoptera, Gelechiidae. The record is from RefSeq and is a predicted model, not a curated record. Gene Ontology annotation, molecular function: oxidoreductase activity, acting on metal ions.